Darwinula stevensoni is the source of this 978-nucleotide messenger RNA. The record is from the annotation of a GenBank genome assembly. Lineage: Eukaryota; Metazoa; Arthropoda; Ostracoda; Podocopida; Darwinulidae.
AUGGAAACCGGAGCCGGAUUAGUCUUCGCCUGGGUGAGACGGUUUUGUCUAGAUGGGAUUAAGCCGUCCCUACGUCCCUACGGACGGAGAGAGGAAUUUAGGGGUAGGGCAAGGCAACCAGCCUCAAGUGGGGCCAUGCAUUGCGUUCUCGUAAUGGCAACCCUCCAGUUUGUGACAACCCAGCGUGGUCAUCGUAAAGUCAUCCUUGAUGGCUACAUCUACCUUCUCGAUAAGAAACUUGGGCAGAAGACCUACAGGCGAUGCGAAGACAGAAUCUGCACCCCCAGACUGCACAGCAUGGGUGACGUCAUUGUGAGGCCGCCAUCCGAGCACAAUUCCCAUGCACCAUCAUCGACCCGAUUUUUUUAUUAUUUCGAGUCCAACUACAUUGGAAAUGUUGGAAGAGGUGGUCGUCGCCGCCAGCCUCUGUUUCCCCCUUCGUUGUGGUCGCAGUAUCAGCGUACCGUUGCUGGCCUCCCCAGAACCAACGAUUCCGUGGAGGGAUCGCACAACACCUUCAGAGGCUCGGUGAACAAAGUCCAUCUUUCGGUGCGAGCCCUGGCUCUGAAGCUUCAACGAGAAGAAGUUUCUGUAGCAGCUCUAUCGGAGUGCCUUGGGGCUGGGCAUCAGCUUCCAAUGCCCCAGAAGAAAUAUCGCCUGUUGAACGGGAGAGUUCAAAGCAAUUGGAUAUUGGGGAAUUCACAGGACAGCAAACAGAGUGAUCCAGUCAAAACGAGGAGGCGGACGUUUAAAUUCACGUCCUCAACUGGCCAAGCUCCCCCUAUUGGUAUCGAUCUGGGAACUACGUACUCCUGUGUUGGAGUAUUCCAGCAGGGAGAAGUGAAAAUAAUCCGCAAUGACAAAGGAGAAUUAACAACACCCUCCUACGUUGCAUUCACGGACACAUGUGCUCUGAUUGGAGAUGAUGCCAAGAAUCAAAUUCCCAGGAAUCCUACCAACACUAUCUUUGGUGAGUGA